CUCAUUUUUUGAUAGCCAAUCAAAAAUACUGUUGCAGAGAGUCACUGAAUGAUCAGUCUGUUGGUAAAGCAGCCAUUGUCGUGAGGAUGUGACAUGUUUUCAGAAUGCUACUCUUGUCUUUGUACUUUCUCCACGGUUCAUAAUGCUAAUUAUGUACUUAGAAAUAUCCUAGGCCUCUCGUCCCUACCCCUUCCUAGCUUCAUAACCUACUAGUUUUUGCGCACCAUUAUCGGCCCUCACCCAUCUACACACCUUAUACUUGAUUCUGUGACAUAUGAUUCCUAUCCAACUCACUUGUUUAAUAAAAAGAGUUCGUUCUUUCAGUCACUUAAUCUGCCAUCAUACUUCGCUUGUUCCUCUCAUUCAUCAGACUAAUCCAAGUGCGUUAUCUCACAAAAAAUGAAUCGUGGUUCUGCUCCUGGUAGUGCUCGGGGUAAAGCCAAGGCGGCUAGCCCCAAAAAGAAGGUUACAACCACAGGAGGUGGUGCUUCACCUACCAAACGCGGAGCUAGUACUGGUGGAGGUCAACAAACAAGCUCUCUAGACCAAAACACGACUGCAUUGACUGGCUCUAUAAACGUGGAUCUUCAAGAGCAAAGCCAUCUUCAAGCUGAACAAGGUGAUCUACUAGAUCUGUCUAUCGCCUCAGUUAGUGAAGAGCAACGAGCAGAAGCCGUGAGGAGUUUCACAGAGGCACUCAUCCGCAAAUAUGGAUCUGCAAACGAAAUUUUCACAAGAAGAUUCAUCGAGAAAGUGUGGGAAGACAUAACGCCGGGAGCAGCAGAAAUUUCAGUCAAAGGAAGAUUGUUGCCUUGGUACUCUAGACAUGAUGAUCAACAUCAAGUUGAUACAGAAGUUGCUCUUGCUUUCUAAGCGAGGCAAAGUAGACCUAAACCAAAGAAGCUUUCUGGCUGAUUACAGCUCAUUUAAUGAUCGUGAUUGCAGCCUUUCCUGUGGCCAGUGACGUAAGUAUGGUCAGCGUGAGUAUUGGUACUGUUUGGAUGUACUGAAAUCUAACGUUUGUACUUGGUUUAAUACAAAAAAUUAUUUUACCAUCAUACAUUAUUUAUCAGGCUCACCGACCGCCUCGGUCUUUCCAAUGAAGAGAGCCGUGCUCUCGUGACUGUUCUCGAUGCACCGAGGAGAGGCGUAGUACCGAAGACCGGUUUCGUGACUGCGGUGUCCACAAAAAUUGCAGGUGGCAAUGGCUCCCGCGCUGUGACCCCUUCCGCCUCCCCGAGUCGUCGCACCAGUCGUGCGGGGGAUGUCGGAGGUGUCGGUGACGUGACGCAAUCCUCCUCGAAAGCAAGCACUUCUGUAGCGGGGACAAAUGCUAGUAAGGGAACGACAUCGAAUGUCUUGGCAGCUCCUGGAGGGGGUAGUACGGGUGGCAGUGCACUUGCUUUCUCAAAUAGCGGUGGUGGAUCAUUAGCAGGAAAGAACCCGUCAGCACAGCAGUUCGGACUCACAGUGAACGGCGCAGUGCCUCCUGCAGCAAACCUUGGCGCCACUAAUCUUCUCCUAGGUUCUUCAGGCGAAUUGCUGCAAUCAAACAGUCGCGACCAACUAUUAAAUGCAGGUGGAGAUGCAACAGCGGCUCUUGGAUAUCCAACCUUACUAGCCAGUGGAGGGAGCGCUGGAAGCAAAGAGUUAGUACCGAAGCUGCGCGGACUAGGUGGACAGCUUGGAGAUUCCGUUAUACAAGAGGAACUUGAAAAAAUGACGUCUGCAGGGAAGAUUUUUGAGAGCUCGCAAAUGAAAAUCCUAGAAGAGUUGCAGAACAUUCGGUUGGAGACUGAAAGAAAUAGGCAGAAGAACACGGAUAUCAGUACUCUAAUUCGUUUUCAUCUUUCUUGCUUGGAACAAUUUGAAUUUUGUAAUGUCCUGUUGUUUCGCUUUAUUCGAUUCUCCGUGUUGUACUGUAAGUAGAUCAAUUUGUUGUACUUAGGUGUUCAACAAGGCCGCUUUUAUGUUGCUGAAGAGUCGUGAAUUCAAUUUUCCAUUUCCCCCGAUGCCCCACAACCAGGUUCGAAACUUCGCGACGUGUUGUAUGCUUUGGAUGGUACCACUUCUAGCACUGACGGGAAAGGAAAGCAACCGAGUAGUAGUCGUGGUGGCGUGACAGAUCGGUCUAGCGCUACUGCAAAGCCGGGAGCUGCCCUUACAACUAGCGCCAUCGGCACUACUGUUAACAAAAGCUACCAGUCCACACCACGCUUGCCAAAUACUGAGCAGACAAGCUCUUCCACAGUGCUAAAGCCAGAACUGAAUGGGACAAUGACAAGCUUGAAGACGGAUGCGUCUAGUGGAGGUGGUAACAAGAGUGAUGCUGGGAGCAAGAGCGGAACUUCUGACGCAGCUGUGAAAGAGAGUAAUGAAUUUCAUUUCUUAUGCCUUAGAUUUCCGAAAAAUGUUUCCUCUAAAAUAAGUCUUGAUCUUCCCUCCAGCAUGGUUACAGUUACACAAGGAGUUUCAUCUAGCCAGCAUAGUCGAAGGUGUGACCUGAUCAAUAAGUCUAUAUUCAAAUUCAUCCACAAACACAGACCACAAGAAGGGGAUAUGAAAAUCACUCUACAUCAGGUGCAGCAAAAGCAGAGGCAGCAUCGGCGGCUGCCGCCAAAGAGAAUGAAGAAGUCGUGAAACAGCUCGAAGCUAUGCGCAAUGAUCUAGCUAGCUUGAAGCAGGAACUUGCAUCGGAAAUCAAUCGAAGAGAAGAGGCUGAGAUUGAGGUACUUACAUCACAACGAACUGGGGGUUGAAGGAUUGAGCACCUUCUUGUAUACCUCGUCGACUUUCUUUUGGGGCAAUUAUAUUAGGAGGUACCUACUCGUGUUAGGAGGUGUGAUUAUUCCCAGCUAAUAUUCAAUGAGGUUACUUAAAUAUAAUUUCGAUCUGGCUUCCAUUUCUACCACCUCUUCCAUAGUGUCAGUCUCUUUCCUGCUCAUCUCCUCUAGGCUGCCCACGGUUCAGAACGGUUACGCGCCGCAGAGGAGCGUAAGGACCGAGCAGAGGUCGAGCGUGAGCAAGAGCAGGCCAGGGCAAGGGAGAUGCAGAGGUGUCUCGAACUUUUACAAGAAGACAUGGUACGCCGAACACGUGCUACAGAGGUGAAAUAUCUAGAACAAGAACGCCGCAUGCAGGCUCAGCGAGACAUGUACGCCAAGAUGCACAGACUGCAACACAUUCUCCCGAGCAGCAUCAUAAAGAAGAGCUGCGAGGAAGAUAUAACCGGAGCAGGGUAUCAAGGGUAUGGCAUGUGACACAGGUGUGCUCGAUGUCUAGCAUGCUAUAAUGAAUCUCAACAAUCUCCUCAAGCUUAUAAUCUUUAUCCACUACUAUUUCCUAAGCGUAAAUAUUUUCCACGACCUGAUCACUUGAUAUUUGAAAGUUUUGUUACACCACAUUGUCAUGGUGCAGUGCUUGCAUCGAAAUCACUCGUGUUUUAAAGGUAGGUCAAAUACAACGCUGAAUUCAAAGACUCAUACAACAAUGAACACGCACGUGCAUCUAUUUUUGAUGCAAGUACCUAAAGCAGGAAAAAAAGCUAAUUACAACAAACAAUCGGGUGGUUUAUUUGCUUUUUCAAGUCAAAAAACAUAUCAACAAGGGCAUCGGUCAGGUCUUGCUAUCUAGGAACUAUUGUUCAUAUCGCGGACACACACACACACGGCAUAGUGAUAUCUACUGCACCCGCGCACCGUUGUAUACUACUUUGGAACAACGAACACGGAGGACCACAUGAUGCAUAAAAGUGCUCCUGUUCUUGAACAGCGAGCGUCAAUGUGCCUGUACUAUUCUUGUACUCAUCUUGUAUAAUAUCACGCAUAAGGAGUUUAUUCAUUAC
Molecule: messenger RNA, 3844 nt
Organism: Amoebophrya sp. A25
Lineage: Eukaryota; Dinophyceae; Syndiniales; Amoebophryaceae
Source: the annotation of a GenBank genome assembly